Miscanthus lutarioriparius is the source of this 1287-nucleotide messenger RNA. The record is from the annotation of a GenBank genome assembly. NCBI's taxonomy places the organism in Eukaryota, Viridiplantae, Streptophyta, Magnoliopsida, Poales, Poaceae.
AUGGCGGGGGCCAAGGCGGCUGCGGGCGGCUCGGCGGCGCCGCUGCUGCCGUCGCAGGCGGGGGAAGGGAGCUCAGGAGCCGCGGGCGGAGGGGCCACGUCGGCGCAGACGCUGGGGAACGUGGUUGUCUCCAUCGUGGGCACCGGCGUGCUCGGCCUCCCUUACGCCUUCCGCGCCGCCGGGUGGGUCGCGGGCUCCCUCGGCGUCGCCGCCGCCGGCUCCGCCACGCUCUACUGCAUGUUGCUACUCGUGGACUGCAGGGAUAAACUCGAAGAGGAGGAAAGUGAAGAGUGCUCUCAUGGUCACUACACAUAUGGGGAUUUGGGUGACAGGUGCUUCGGGACUAUAGGUCGAUGCUUGACAGAAAUCCUCGUCCUUGUUUCGCAGGCUGGUGGUUCUGUAGCGUACCUAAUAUUCAUUGGCCAAAAUCUGCAUUCCACGUUCAGCCAGUUGAUGUCACCAGCUGGCUUCAUCUUUGCCAUCCUCCUGCCUCUGCAGAUAGCACUCUCCUUCAUCCGUUCACUGUCUUCCCUUUCUCCAUUUAGUAUAUUUGCAGAUGUGUGCAAUGUCCUUGCCAUGGCGAUUGUUAUCAAAGAGGAUCUUCAGCUCUUUGACCAUCCCUUUUCAAAUAGAAGUGCUUUUAAUGGACUUUGGGCAGUACCAUUCACCUUUGGUAUUGCAGUCUUCUGUUUCGAAGGAUUCAGCAUGACCCUUGCACUAGAAGCGUCAAUGGCUGAGCGGAGAAAGUUCCGCUGGGUACUUUCUCAAGCAGUUGCCUCCAUUAUAACCGUGUAUGUCUGUUUUGGAGUGUGUGGGUACUUGGCCUAUGGCGAGGCCACCAAAGACAUCAUAACACUUAAUCUUCGAAACAAUUGGUCGUCUGCUGCAGUUAAGGUUGGCCUAUGCAUUGCGCUGGCAUUCACUUUCCCAGUCAUGAUGCACCCAAUCCAUGAGAUCGUCGAGACAAGAUUCAGAUCCAACGGAUGCUUUCAGAAGCUUUGCCGCAACGUUGGUGGCGCUGAGUGGAUAGGCUUGCACUCAAGCCGCAUUCUUGUGGUGACGGUCCUGACAGUGGUGGCGUCCUACAUCCCUGCCUUUGGGUCCUUCAUCUCAUUUGUCGGGAGCACGAUGUGUGCGCUUCUCUCCUUCGUGCUGCCCGCUCUCUUCCAUCUCAGCAUCGUAGGCUCGUCAAUACCCUUGUGGAGGUGGGUGCUGGACUUCGCCAUCCUUCUCUUUGGUCUGGCUUUUGCCGGAUAUGGUCUUGUCAUUGCUCUCUCCCCGCAUUGA